Messenger RNA from Colletotrichum siamense, 1482 nucleotides. RefSeq names its product Trichothecene C-15 hydroxylase. Bases 1 to 1482 code for a protein of 493 amino acids. Gene Ontology annotation, molecular function: heme binding; iron ion binding; oxidoreductase activity, acting on paired donors, with incorporation or reduction of molecular oxygen. The transcript is spliced from 6 exons. The record is from RefSeq and is a predicted model, not a curated record. Lineage: Eukaryota; Fungi; Ascomycota; Sordariomycetes; Glomerellales; Glomerellaceae.
AUGUUGUCAGACAUCCAAGCAGCGAGCCCAAGGCUCUCCCCCUUCAUCCUCUGGCCCACCGUGGUCGUCUCCCUGGCCCUCAUCUACGCCCUCCUCUCAGCAAUCUACAAUCUCACCCUCCACCCGCUCGCAAAACACCCCGGCCCCAAGCUCUGGGCCGCCUCCCGCCUGCCCUACUCCCUCAUGCUCCUCCGCGGCAACCCGCACAAGGACAUCCUCGCCCUGCACGCCCGCUACGGCGACGUCGUCCGCCUCUCCCCGUCCCUCCUCUCCUUCCAGGCCCCGGACGCCUGGAAGGAGGUCAUGGGCCACCGCAAGGGCGGCAAGCUCGAGGAGAACGCCAAACUGCCCGACUUCAUCGACGAGCGCCACGCCGACCUCAUCUCCGCCAACCGCGAGGACCACGCCCGCUACCGCCGCAUUCUGUCUCACGGCUUCUCCGCCAAGAGCAUGCAGGACCAGCAGCCCAUCAUCAAGUCCUACAUCGACCUGCUCAUCGAGCGCCUGCACAGCAUCGCCGGCCAGGGCCCGCUCGACGUCGUGCAGUGGUACAACUUCACCACCUUCGACAUCAUCGGCGACCUGGCCUUCGGCGAGUCCUUCGGCUGCCUCGAGAACUCGGACUACCACCCCUGGGUGCGCCUCAUCUUUGACGACAUCAAGGUCGGGAUUUACUUCUUCGUGUUCAAGAGCUACAAGCUGGUCGAGCCGCUGCUCAAGAUGUUCGUGCCCAAGUCGCUGCUCGACAAGCGCGUCGCGCAUUACCAGCUCAUCGAGGAGAGGCUCGAUCGGCGCAUCGCGAUGGGCACGCCGCGGCCGGACUUUGCGCAGUCGAUGCUGAACAAGACUGGUGAUGAAGCCCUCACCCGCACCGAGCUCAUCAUGCACUCCCGCCUCCUCAUCAUCGCCGGCUCCGAGACAACAGCCACCGCCCUCUCCGGCGCCACCUACCUCCUCUGCUCCAACCCGUCCACCCUCGCCAAGCUCAACGAAGAGGUCCGCUCCGCCUUCGCCUCCGAGGACGAGAUCGACAUCAUCUCCACCGCGAAGCUCGACUACCUCCAGGCCGUCCUCGAGGAGGCCCUGCGCAUGUACCCGCCCGUGCCCAGCGCUUUGCCCCGCGUGACGCCGCCGGGCGGCCAGGAGAUUCUGGGGCAGUGGAUUCCCGGGAACACGACGCUCGACAUCUGGCACUGGGCAAUGUACCACAACGAGAAGAACUUCCGCAAGCCCUUCGAGUUCCACCCGGAGCGCUGGAUGGGCGACCCCGAGUUCGCAAACGACUCGCUCGACGCCCUCAAGCCGUUCCACAUUGGCCCGAGGAACUGUCUCGGCAUGAACCUCGCCUACGCAGAGAUGCGCAUGAUCCUCGCCCGCGUAAUCUACAACUUCGACCUCCAGCUCGCCGAGGAGAGCAGGGACUGGCUGCGCUGCGACCAGCACCAGGUCCACAUCCUCUGGAACAAGCCGCCGCUCAAGUAG